Polistes canadensis is the source of this 2072-nucleotide messenger RNA. Its product is annotated as PI-PLC X domain-containing protein 1-like. Gene Ontology annotation, biological process: lipid metabolic process. The transcript is spliced from 6 exons. Bases 421 to 1791 code for a protein of 456 amino acids. NCBI's taxonomy places the organism in Eukaryota, Metazoa, Arthropoda, Insecta, Hymenoptera, Vespidae. The record is from RefSeq and is a predicted model, not a curated record. Gene Ontology annotation, molecular function: phosphoric diester hydrolase activity.
GCGAACCAAUGGGUUCUAUAUUAAACUAGAACUCCGUGCGUCCGAGCUUGACCGAGCAAAGUUGGUGUACGCUCAGUCGUCUGGGGUUGUCCCUCGAUCGCUUCUUCUUUCUCUCGACUUUUUUAAUCGGGACACCUCUGGAGAACCAACCACCGUUUCUCGAUGAUCUUAUUCUGAAAGAGAAGAAAUCGUCUCUUAAUCGGAGACUCGUCUUUGUUACAACUAAAACUUUAAGAUCGAUGUCCUGAAAAUUUCAAUACAGUCUCGAGAACCUUCAGUUCGAGGGACAAGGAUUAAAGAGAAAAAAAGUAUUCAUACUGCAUCCAGUUGGAGUUAUCAACGUGAAGAAAACAUUCGAAGAAGUUUGAAAUUAAAUAUUUGAAGUCAGUCAAUAGAAGGAUUUUAUUUAUCCUGAUUAUCAUGAUUAAAGGAACCUUUCUGUUGCUUCUUUACGCAUCUUGCGACAUAGCUUUUGCAGCACAAUGUGGAAAGGUAUGGUUAACGGUCUCCUCCUUAUGGAGACCGAUCGCUGCAAGUGAUAAAGUCGUCGAUGCUGAAUUAGAAGUUAAUUGGGAACUGGAUUGUCCUAGAAGCACAGAAUAUCCAGAUAUCAUCAAGGUUUUCACUGCUGACCCAGUGCAUAACAAAACCAUCAGACCUAAAUUGAUCUUGUCUCCAUUGGAACAUUCAAGAGGAUAUUAUCGGACCAAUAUCACAGUCGGUCGACCUUCAUUACCAGGUGGAUGGGAUACUCCAGAUGGUGCCACUCUUCCUGGCCCUCAUUGUUUAAAACAUUACGUUGCUCUUUACAAGGACGGUGAUCUCUUUAUGAGUUCUUGCUUGCGAAUUUGGCCGACUUGGAUGUACGAUUUGAGAAGGCAACUUGGAAGACUACCAAUCGGUAGCCUGAUGAUACCCGGGACCCACAACUCAGGUUGUUACAAACACGGUGAUUUGACUAGAAGAGACGUUUUCCAACGUUAUUUGCUAACUCAGGAUCGCGACGUUUGGACGCAGUUGGUACACGGAAUACGUUACCUCGAUAUCAGAGUUGGUUAUUAUCCUCCUUCCAGACCAAACGUUACAGCAUCAGGUGAAGAAAGUAAUAGCAUCAACAGAUUUUGGGUAAAUCACGAUGUAAUAAGAAUCACACCCCUCUCAGCAAUUAUCAAAGACGUCCGGAAUUUUCUAGACGUUGCAAGAGGAGAAGUUGUUAUUAUGGAUUUUCACAGAUUUCCAGUUGGUUUCGAGGGUAGGCCGAGUAGGCAUCGUAGACUGGCAACUAUUUUACAUCGAGAAUUUGGUGAUUUGAUCUUGAAACCUGAUAGAGGUGUCGUUGGCCUUGGACCGACUCUUAACGAUAUUUGGACGGGUGCUGGACGAUUGAUCAUUUGCUAUGGUGAUAAGCAUACAGUAAAUGCUUACGAAUGGCUUUGGCCGUCGUUGCCUCAAGCUUGGGGUAAUCAGCAAACGGUGGAAGGUCUUUUCAAGUAUUUGGACGAAGUGAUAAUGGGUCCUAAAAGAUCUAGGAACAGUCCAAAUCCAUUGUGGGCCGUCAUGGCAGAAUUGACGCCAUAUCCGUUGGAUAUUAUCUUCAAACCAUCCGGUGGACUUCGACAAAUGGCUGAUGCUGUAAAUAGAAAUCUGACGGUGAAGUUUCAAGAGAAAUGGUGGAAAGAGACUAACAUCGUUGCUACCGAUUUUUUCCUUGGAAAUAAUCUCAUAGAUAUUUCUAUACAAUCGAACAUCAAAAAGAGUAACAUCGCCCAGUGGCGUUUUGAUAUAUUUUAAGAUAUAUCAACAAAUUACAGACGUCCGUUCUAAUCUUCAGAUCAAGAGAUCAAUAUCUUCGUAUCUUAUCGAAGAAAAAGUGUCUCGUUAGCAAAAAUUUAUAAUUGAUCGAUCGAGGGAACGUUGUACAGUAAUAAAUUUUUAAUCAUUGAUCGCAAUCUUUUCUUAAAAUAUACUCGUAUACAUGAAUGGUGAAUAUUGAUGAAAAAAAGAAAAAGAAUGUAAGCUGUAUUUAUUGAUCUAAUUGUCAGAAUAAAAACGUUAUAUUUGUCGAAAAUUUU